Solanum lycopersicum (tomato) is the source of this 3984-nucleotide messenger RNA. RefSeq names its product pentatricopeptide repeat-containing protein At1g56690, mitochondrial-like. Lineage: Eukaryota; Viridiplantae; Streptophyta; Magnoliopsida; Solanales; Solanaceae. The record is from RefSeq and is a predicted model, not a curated record. Gene Ontology annotation, molecular function: zinc ion binding; protein binding.
CAACACUAAUAUACUGUUUUAAAAUAUAUCACUGUUAAUUUUUGGAGCUGCUUAAAAUUUUUAAUUUGUUUCUUUGAAUUGUAAUUUAUUAUUUAAAUUAAUUGAUAGAAAUUUGAGAGAUCCCCAUAAGUACAAUCUUCUCAAGCCUAAAGUACUACUCCGUGAUAGUUUUUUUUUAUCUGCUCACAAGAACUGGAACGAAGCUUUGGUUCAUAGAUGCACCGCUUAUUGUUAGUUCAAUGUCGGAAUUACUGUCACACUCAAGCAAUUGCAUCAAAUUCUCAGAUUUCUCAAUUUGCUCGUUUGGGUCAAAUUCAGAAUGCCCGAAGGGUGUUCGACGAAAUGCCCAAGAAAAAUGUGACUUCUUGGAACUCUAUAAUAACUGGGUAUUUCCAAAAUCACCUACCCAAUGAAGGCCAGUGUAUGUUUGAUCAAAUGCCUGAGAGAAACAUUGUUUCAUGGAAUGGGUUAAUUUCAGGUUAUGUUAAGAAUAGGAUGGUGAAAGAAGCAAGGGAAGUGUUUGACAAAAUGCCCCAACGAAACGUCAUUUCUUGGACUGCUAUGGUCAGAGGGUAUGUUGAGGAGGGGUUUGUUGAGGAGGCGGAAGCCCUGUUUUGGCAAAUGCCUGAAAAGAAUGUUGUGUCAUGGACUGUGAUGAUAGGUGGGUUGAUUCAAGAAGGGAGAGUUGAUGAGGCUAGAAGGCUUUAUGACAUGAUGCCAGUAAAGGAUGUAGUUGUGAGGACUAAUAUGAUAUGUGGAUAUUGUCAGGAAGGUAGGCUGGAUGAGGCGCGCGACCUCUUUGAUCGCAUGCCGAAAAAGAAUGUGGUGUCUUGGACGGCCAUGGUAUCAGGAUAUGCCCAAAAUGGUAAACUGGAUAUUGCCAGAAAACUUUUUGAAGUCAUGCCUGAGAAGAAUGAGAUCUCAUGGACUGCAAUUAUAAUAAGCUAUGUGCAAUAUGGUAGAUUUGAAGAGGCGUGGAAGCUUUUCGAAGUGAUGCCUGUUAGAACUACUCCUGCUUGUAAUGCCAUAAUUCUUGGAAUAGGACAGAAUGGGGAGGUCGCUAAGGCGCGGAUGGUGUUUGAUCUUUUGAAGGAGAAGGAUGAUGCAACAUGGAGUGCAAUGAUAAAGGUGUAUGAAAGGAAAGGAUAUGAGUUAGAGGCGCUGGAUUUGUUUCACCAAAUGCAAGUAGACAGGUUUCGGCCAAAUUUCUCUUCGUUGAUAAGCAUACUUUCAAUUUGUGCUAGUCUUGCAAGUCUCAAUUAUGGUAGAGAGAUACAUGCACAGUUAAUCAGAACCGAGUGUGAUGAUGACGUGUAUGUCUCUUCUGUAUUAAUUACGAUGUACAUCAAAUGUGGUGAUUUCGUCAAGGCCAAAUUAAUAUUUGACAGAUUUUCUCCAAAAGAUGUGGUCAUGUGGAAUUCUAUCAUAACAGGUUAUGCUCAACAUGGAUUAGGAGAUGAAGCUCUAGAAGUGUUCAGAGAAAUGUGUUCUUUAGGUAUCACCCCAGACGAGGUUACCUUUGUUGGAGUUUUAUCUGCAUGUAGCUACACUGGGAAAGUGAAAGAAGGGCAAGAUAUCUUUGACUCCAUGAAUUCAAAAUAUCAGAUGGAGCCAGGAUCUGCACAUUAUGCUUGCAUGGUUGACAUGCUUGGUCGAGCUGGUCGAUUGAAUGAGGCGAUGGAUAUGAUCAACAAAAUGACUGCAGAAGCAGAUGCAAUUAUUUGGGGUUCUUUAAUGGGUGCAUGUAGGAUGCAUAUGAACCUAGAUUUAGCAGAAGUUGCUGCAAAGAAACUUUUACAGCUUGAACCCCAAAAUUCAGGGCCCUAUGUCCUACUUUCCAAUAUUUAUGCAUCCAAAGGUAAGUGGGCUGAUGUUGCUUCACUUAGGAAGUCAAUGCAGUCUAGGGAAGUGGUCAAAUCACCUGGUUGUAGUUGGCUUGAGGCUGACAAAGAAGUGCAUAUGUUCACUGGUGGAGAGAGCAUGCCCCAUCCCGAGCAUGAAUCAAUUCUCAAAAUAUUAGAAAAGUUGAGUCCUAUGUUAAGAGAAGCUGGUUAUAUUCCUGAUGGAAGCUUUGCUUUGCAUGAUGUGGAGGAAGAAGAGAAGUUGCAUAGCUUGAAUUAUCACAGUGAGAAACUAGCUGUGGCCUAUGGACUUCUUAAAUUGCCUCAAGGUAUGCCUAUACGAAUAAUGAAAAAUCUUCGAGUUUGUGGUGAUUGUCAUUCUGCUAUUAAGUUAAUCGCUAAAGUCACAGGAAGAGAGAUAAUUCUGAGAGAUGCCAACAGAUUUCACCAUUUUAAGGAUGGGGUAUGUUCUUGCAAGGAUUUUUGGUGACUGCUCUGUUGCUUUGUGCAUAAUUCAUUAAAAAGCGGCUUUGGUGCUGUGGUCAAUGGUGACUUUCAAUUAGCAUUCAACUGUAUGCAUUCACAUCUAAUAGAUUGUGGAAGAGUAUCAUAAAACCCACAAUUGAUGAGCAUUUCAUCUCAAAUCACUGGAGAUAUAGUCUGUGUUUGUCGAACAAGUACAGAGGAUUGUGUUGUAAACUCAAAAAAGACAUUUGUGAACAUAAAAGAAUGCAAAGAUUAAGAUGGAGCUAAUUUUUGUUCGAAUUAUAGAGAUGGAAGGGUUGAAGGUUAGAAAUCUUGAGCUUAAUGUCUAAUCUCAUGCUAAACAAUGUUCAGCACCAAGCCAGGCCACUCAUUAUUGCAAGUAUGCAACCUUCAGGACUGGAGUUCCACUUGCUGGAGCUGGUUUCCUGAGCAUGAACCCAGUCAGAAAAUUAGCAUGAACUGGGAUUAGGGCUGGGAACUUAGCUUUUGAACUAUGCUGAACAGACACGACUUAUACCUCAGCUUGUCCUUUUUGCUAUGCAUUGCAGCAUCAGCCAUGCUGAUGAACUGAAAUGGCCCUAAUCUAUCAAAAACAAUCUUGAUUCCCAUCUUGGCAUGCUUAAAUGUGUUGGCAUUAUUGCAGCUACUGUUAUCUUCAUCAGCCGCUUGGUAAUACAGAGUCACACUGGACAAAAGUUCAAGCGAAGGUAAAAACUGUCCUGCCUAAGUUCACUUGAAAAUUGCAAAUGUUGAAAACGGGGUUUGAAUAAAAUAAAACCCGACUUCAUGGGGAUGAAAUUCUGAGAAGAAAGGACUGCAUUCAGCAUUUAGUAGGACCUACAGGCCCAUAGUGUCCAGAAAGAAGUGAAGGUAUGGGAAUCAAAAAUAUGAAAUGAGCAACAAAAGUUUGCUCCUCAAAUGGCACAGGAGGUACAAUGAGCAGGGAUGAAUUCUGCCUUACGGAAGAGUGUGAUAGCAAUAAAAUAAAGUGCACUAAACCAGUGGCUACUUCAUACAGAAUUGCAUUAUAACAACCAAUUCGUAGGAAUUUAUAGAGAAAACUGAAGACUGGAGGAGCUUUUUCCUGAAUAUAGUCAUCUUCACAAUCUCAAGAUGCUACAUCGAGGUGGAUCAGGACUCCAUUAAGAAAGAGAAAAAGAACCAAAUGCUACGUGGGGUGGGUUGAAUGAAGCCUUUUCGGGUUUAGACCAAACCGCAUCGCAACAGCCCUGCCCCAUUGCCAUCUCUACUACCUUAUCAACUAUGGUCGCAUCAGUUGUUUAGUUAAGCAAAUCUGGGCCAUUAAAAUUUAAAUGGGAGAUGUGCAGAGCUAGUGAAGAAGAGCCUGAUACACUCAAGAGUCAAGAUUAUAGGCUUAACUGUUAUUGCAGAGUGAGUUCUAGAUCUCAUCAUUAUUGCAGAGAACAAAGAUCACUCCGAACACUCCAAGCUUCAAAUUUCGCCCUUUGUUGUAGCUCCAACUUUCCCCGUUUCUCAUCAACCAAAUCAAUAAGCGUGAUGGCCAUACGACGUGUGCGUCCAAUGAAGCUUACGAUUCACAAAUUUAGCGUAUCUCACUAUGUUUAAAAUCUUCAAAGAUUAAUAAUGUAUAUGGAGUAGUAAUGCUGAGAUUAAUAAUAUAGGGAUUAGUAUGCAA